UAACACUAGAUUAGCCAAUAUGGCAGACCCACGGACAAUAAAGAAGAAUUUAUUACAAGACUUAAUGCAAAGAGCACGUUCAUCAACACACUCAGCUAGUCCAGGUGGAGUAAAGUUUCUUGGAACGCAGAAUUUGUCUUUAAAAGGUAGCAGGUCAAGCCUUAGAUCACCAAAGAUUAAAUCUUCAUCUCGAUCUGGAAGUAAACGAUUACAUUUUCCAUCAGUUUUCCGAUCUAGCAAGCAGACGUCAUCCAGUCCUGUUGCUUCAAAAUCAGACUCUUUAAAAGAAAAUUCAAAGCGAGGAGGAGGCAAAAACAAGCGGCCAAAAAGUUUUUACGAAGAAGAGAAAAAAUCAUCCCCUUUGAUCAGUAAAAAUUCCACGAAUUUAAAAACAAAAGAAGAAACUGAGCUUGCAAAAAUAAGAGACAAAACUUUAGCGGAAAAAGUGCUACAAUCGGUUAAACAGAAACACACUCCGAGUAAAACAAAAACUGCUUCUAAAUCACAGCACUCAACUCCACAGCAUGUCCUUUACACCACGUUUGAAGAUAAUUCCUUAAAGUCACUUCUGCAAGAUAACGAAAGCAUAACUGUGGUACCUUGGAAGACUAGCAAGGGUAUUCCCGCAUCUCCAGGGAGGAGUAUUACAAAAGUGUCUUAUUGCAACUCGUGUGGCCAUGUUGACGAGAAAAACGAGACUAAACUUACAACUGACAAGACCAUUGUAGUUGAAAAACGUGAAAAAAUACAAGAAGAAAAUACUUCUAGUAAACAAACGAACAAUAAAGUAAAUAGGCUUAGUUUUAAAGCGAAUAAAAGCAAAGCCAAGAACAACACAAAAACUGGUCAACGACCAAAAAGUAGCGACAGCCUUGAGCCUCAAAAAAGGGCGGUGUUAUCGCCACAAACUUUCAAACGACGCCCACUAUUUCGAUCUUUUAGUGACCCAUCUGCAUCUCCGAGAAAAGACACAAAACCCAGAGUGUUAUAUCAACAAAAACAACAAGUAAAACAAGCAACAAUCACACAGACUCAAUCAUUUUACAGAAUAGGUAUCCGUCGAAGACAUACUGACAGCGAUUUAGACAAUUCAAACAGUCUUGCGGACAAAGAAAUCGCUUUGUGGAACGACCAAAUCAAAAACAGUGCAUCAGUAUUUGCUGACUCAUCAAUUCCAGCUCCAAAAUCAAGUGACUCACAUCUUUCAACAAGCGCUAAAAAUAUGAUGCCCAAGGUAAAAAACGGGGGUGUGGGAGACAUUUACCCCCUUUUAAAAACUAAAAUUCCGGAGGAAUAUACACAAGAGGAUGGGAGCGUAACAUAUCGCAAAGGGGUAGCGGAGGGUGUUCAAAAAAUUGAAGCCGAUCGGGACUCUGGGGUUGAUGUUGACAACAAAGCAUUGUGUCAAAACAAUUCAACUGAUGAAAAUGAAGACUAUGACAUAGACAAUGAAACAAUGACAACCCCAGAUAGUGCUCUCGAGUCAUCUUCAGUGCAAGAUGAUUCAGAAUUUGACUUUAGCACUUUAAAGCGACCAACCAAGCAUGCAACAAUGCCCAAACUGUCCUCAACCAAUCAGGAGAAAGAUGAAAAUAUUAAAGAGGAAGAUGAUGAAGGUGACAGUGACACUUUGAAAAAGGGAUUUACAAUAUCUAUAAGAGAUAACGGCAAGUGGGAUAUGUACGCAUUACUACGUCGCUUCGAAAGCGUGGAAUGGGAGUUAAGUCCGGCGGAAAACAUGAAACGACAAACAUUAGAUUUAGAUAAUUGUAACCUGGACUGUGUACCGGCUGCUGUGACAGAGAUUGAGUAUUACGCAUUCAGAGAUGUUGAAGCUGUGAGUUUAAACCACAACAGCAAGAUAGAGAAUGCAGAUGUGCUUGGCAAACUUGCUGAUCUCCGGAUAAUCAACAUGUGGGGAUGCAAUUUGAAAGCAAUCCCACAAACAUGGUCGAGACUAUCAAAGCUGCAGAUGCUGGGUCUUGGAAACAACAAAGAAUUAUCGAGCUUUGGUCCUUUGAAGCAUUUAACAAAUAUUAUAUGGUUGGAUCUGGGUGGAUGCAAUUUGAAAAAGAUUCCUGAUGUUGUGCUGAACAUGAUGAAAUUAAAAGUCCUUGCUCUUGGUGGAAAUCCAGGAAUUGAAAUCGGUGAUGAAAUCUGUAGUUUAUGGGAUUUAAAGAAACUAGGACUCAAUGAUUGUGAGCUUGAAGAAAUACCAAAGUCUGUAUUCAGUUUGAUUAAGCUGACUCAUCUGCAUUUGGAUAAUAAUUACAUUUGCCAAAUCAAUCAAGAAAUUGUGCAACUGACGGACUUAGAAGAACUAACAGUUACUGGCAACCCUGGAAUAACAUUUCCAAAACUAUUAAGUCAGUGCGACACAAUACGCUGCAUUAUCGUGGACUCAGGAAAAGAUUUGUCCCGCGUUUCUGGAACUUUAAAAAGCAGAAUGCGACAAAUGCCAACUGCUACAAGUCCUGUGAAGGAGCCAGCCCCGAAACCAAGGAACAUGUCUUACUCUUGAUGAAGAAAAGCGAAAGAA
Molecule: messenger RNA, 2539 nt
Organism: Styela clava
Lineage: Eukaryota; Metazoa; Chordata; Ascidiacea; Stolidobranchia; Styelidae
Source: RefSeq, a predicted model, not a curated record